CAUACACCCUCCCUUUCUCCCAUUUCCCACUCAAUCAACCAAACCAGCCAUACAUUUCCCUUCCUAAAUCUUCUUCGGUUCUUCAUGGUUCAUACAUCAUCUCCACUGUGCGCUUAAUUUAACAUUAUCUUAUAAUUUCUUAUCAUAUCAUGCUUUGAUUCAACUCAUAUUGGUCCAUUUGUUUUCUCCUUAGUUUCUCAUCCUAUUUUUCAAAACCAUGACUUCUUCCGAAAACUUGCCCGCUCUCACCGCUUCCUGGGCCUUUCGUGAUCCUUGGUUCUCCGAAGUCUCCGCUCACGAGACGGAAACUUUAACCAAAGCCCUCCAAAAGACCUUCUCUACUUCUACUACUAACUUUAACAACAAUAACAACAACUCUGUAUCUGAAGCUUUUGCUUCAGAUUUUAUCUCCCCUUUUGUCAACCCUGAAACUCCCACUGUUUCCAACGUUUCCGGUUCUGACCCGGAAACUUCCCUUCCGAAACGCCAAAGAAACGGCGUCUCCGGGCCCAAUUCUGGGAAGAUUUCGAAGCGGAAGUCACGCGCGUCGAAACGGACUCAAACCACGUUUAUAACGGCGGAUCCGGCGAAUUUCAGGCAGAUGGUGCAGCAGGUGACCGGCGCGAAGUACGGGAACUCUCAAGGGUCGGUGCCUUCGAUACUGAAGCCGGAGCCGCAGAGACUCGGUGGAAGGUUGCCUGGAAUUGGUCAUGGCGGUGGGUGCUUACCCACACUUGAUACGUCGGCCUUUUUGCUGGAUCAUCAUCAGCAGCAGGUGGCGAUGGGCUCGGGCUCUGGGCCUGUAGGUGGGCCGGGUGUUGGGUCCGGCCCAUUUAACUUCCAGACGUCAGUGAUGGGUGACGGUGGGAGUUCUGGGUUUGAUUUUGAUGCUCUCUCGAGCUUCCCAACUCUAGAAUCAUGGAAAGUGAUGUAAUAACGAAAAUGUUUUUUUUUUUUUUUUUAUUUUUAUUUUUUUUUAUUAUGUUUUUAUUUUUGGGGAGGGUAGGCCAGUAAUUUACGUAAUGGAUGUCUGUUUAUAUUUUUGGGGCGGCCUUUUGUUAGGUGGUUUAAUUUAUAUAGUAUAGUUUCUUUAAUUUUGUUUCAAUGGUGUACUGGGUGUAUGGAUUUUAGAAUUAAUGUUA
Pistacia vera is the source of this 1142-nucleotide messenger RNA. RefSeq names its product calmodulin-binding protein 25-like. The record is from RefSeq and is a predicted model, not a curated record. NCBI's taxonomy places the organism in Eukaryota, Viridiplantae, Streptophyta, Magnoliopsida, Sapindales, Anacardiaceae. Gene Ontology annotation, cellular component: nucleus. The transcript has a single exon. Gene Ontology annotation, biological process: response to osmotic stress. Gene Ontology annotation, molecular function: calmodulin binding. Bases 218 to 934 code for a protein of 238 amino acids.